Drosophila subobscura is the source of this 1012-nucleotide messenger RNA. RefSeq names its product kelch repeat and BTB domain-containing protein 4-like. The record is from RefSeq and is a predicted model, not a curated record. Gene Ontology annotation, biological process: proteasome-mediated ubiquitin-dependent protein catabolic process; regulation of proteolysis. The transcript has 4 exons. Lineage: Eukaryota; Metazoa; Arthropoda; Insecta; Diptera; Drosophilidae. Gene Ontology annotation, cellular component: cytoplasm. Bases 47 to 997 code for a protein of 316 amino acids. Gene Ontology annotation, molecular function: ubiquitin protein ligase binding.
CUUCGCAAAAUUUUCUGAAACUUCGUCACAUUACGCACUAGCUACCAUGGAUACUUGGCUGCAACCAGUGUUUACCGACCUGCUGGAAAACAAAAAGUUUUCUGAUUGCCUCAUCGUUGUGGAGCCUGAAACGUUUGAUUGCCACAAAGUGAUCUUAGCAAGUGCAUCCGAGUUCUUUGAGCGCAUGUUCCUAGGGGAUUUCAAGGAGUCCAGGUGUGGCCAAUUUAUUGUGAACGAUGUAAAGCCGGAAACGUUCAAAUAUUUCCUGGAGUACAUCUACACGUACAACAUUAAGAACUUGAAAAAGUACAACAGCACAAUACUCAUGGACCUUUUGGUGGUUGGAACCAAGUGGCUGGUAGCCUCACUUCAAUCAGAUUGCGUUAAGCUUCUCACGGAGCGAGCCAAAGCGAUGACGAUUGGCGAUCUGCUCGAACUAUUUCAGGGUGCGCACAAAUCGUUGAUCGAUGUGGCCAAGAAGAACCUUAAGGAAAGAUAUAAAGAACGCAUGAAUUGCUACGAAGCUCUUAUGCUCACAUCCGACGUCUUCGAGAAGUACCUCAUUGUCACCGAUGGCUAUAUGGAAGAGGUCGAACGGUUCAAAAUGAUUCAGGCCUACGUUAACGUAAAUGGGUUGCACGUUGCCGAAACGUCCGAUUACUCUGGAGAUGCUGAGCCAGAUAAAAAUGAAGCCUCUGGUGUUAUAGAGAUAGAAGACGUGAACAAAGUCGGCGAAGGAAUUCGCAAGGAACUGUGCGAGGUGAAACCCGUGGGCGACACUGCCACCAAAGCAGUCGAGCUCGACGUAGGCGACCAACAAGAAAUGAAACUUAAAGCCAUACAUUCAAAAUAUGUCCGCACGCUUUUGGGAUAUAUAAAUUAUGAAAAUAUGACCAAAGCCCAGUUCUUCGAAGUUGUUGGAAAAUCAUCUUUGUUGGAUUUUAAAGAAAAGUUCGAAAAAUUCAACUUAACUGCUGAGUGGCAGUACGAAGAUUGACUUGGGAUGCCUGGA